AUGUUUAUGGGGAUGGCAGGGAGAGCCUUUCUGCAGGUGCUCAGCCUCGAGGUGCUUCUGGCCCCGGCUGGCUGCCUCCAGCUCCGGCCAGGUUGGCGCUUUGCUUCCUAUGAAGUGGUGAUUCCCUGGAAGGUGCCUCCCCAAACGGGUGUCUCCGAGGCCUCAGGGAAGCAGACAUACAUUCUGUAUAUCGAAGGUCAGAAACGAGUGGUGCAUCUGAAAGUUAGGAAGCUCUGGAUUCCCCGACAUCUCCCUGUGUUCACCUAUAACGAUCAGGAAGUUCUCACAGUGGAUCUGCCCUUCAUCCCGGAUGAUUGCCAUUAUCAAGGUGUUGUGGAAAGCAUCCCAGAGUCCAUGGUGGCCCUUAGCACCUGUUCUGGAGGCCUCCGUGGGAUGCUGAAAUUGGAGAAUCUCACCUAUGAAAUUGAGCCCCUCUCCACCACAAUCACUUUUCAGCACUUAAUAUAUCGUUUGGAAGAAGUGAAGGACAGCGGACUUAAAAUGAAAUGUGCCACAACUGAUGAGGAACUCAGUGAUCACAAUUUUCAAGGACUGUCAGACAUAAUACCAAAAACUCUAACCAAAGAGGACACUUGGUCACACACUAGAUUUGUGGAGCUGGCUGUAGUAGUAGACCAUGAACGAUUUAUCUUCUUAAAUCAAAACAAAACAAAAGUAGUGGAGCAAGUUUUAAAUAUAGUUCAUAUAGCUGACAUCCUGUAUGACCCCUUGAAAAUUCAUGUAUUUUUGGUAGGCCUAGAAAUAUGGACUCAGGGAAAUCUAAUUGACAUCAUAGGUCCUAUGGGGACAGUUGCUUUGGAUUUUCAGAUGUGGCAACAGAAGACUCUUCCAGGACGCUUACAGUAUGACACAGCACAUUUAAUUGUCUUCAAUUCAUAUGGGAUCUACUUAGGUUUAGGCUAUGUAGGAAACAUUUGUAGUGAAAAUCAUGCCAUAGCUCUUCUCUCUUUCACUGAUAACAACUUAAUUUUAUUUGCUGCACUUUUUGCUCAUGAACUCGGUCAUAACCUGGGUAUGCAUCAUGAUGUGGAGACUUGUUCUUGUAAAGGGAAUAACUGUAUCAUGAAUGCAAACAUAUUUAAGUUAGAAACCUUCAGUAACUGUAGUUAUAAUUACCUUUACAAACAAUUGAACAGUGAUGGACAUUGUUUGGCUGACCACCCAGAAGAACAACAAGUCUACUUUUUAAGGCAUUGUGGUAAUAGGGUGGUGGAAAAAGGAGAACAAUGUGACUGUGGAUCAGAAAAGGAUUGUAAACAAGAUCACUGUUGCCAAUCCAAUUGUAGAUUGUCUCCUGGAGCUAACUGUGCCUUAGGUCAUUGUUGUAAGGACUGUAAAGUUGUUGCAGCAGGACAAUUAUGUAGAGCUCAGAUUAGCAACUGUGACCUUCCAGAGUACUGCAAUGGAGUUUCCCCAUGGUGCCCAGCAGACACAUAUGUGCUAAAUGGAAGCCCAUGUGGAGACGGAGCCUUCUGUUAUGAGAAAUAUUGCCGAGGCCUUGACCAACAAUGCAAAAGUAUGUUUGGCCGAAAGGCAAAAAGUGGUUCCUUAAAAUGUUUCAGGGAAAUAAAUAUGGAAGGAGACCGUUUGGGUAACUGUGGAUUUUUUGGAGACAAAUAUAUGAAAUGUGCUGAAGAUCAUAUUUUAUGUGGAAGACUACUAUGUGAAAAUGUAACAGAAAUCCCUGUUAUGAAGGAUUUUGUCAGUAUCUUUCAGAUAAAUGUCGAUGGUACCACCUGCUGGGGGAUGGAUUAUCACUUUGGGAGGAGAGGUACUGAUUUUGGUGAAGUGAAAGAUGGAACAAGGUGUGGACCAAAGAAAAUGUGUAAGAACAAGAAAUGUGUUAAUAUUCCAGAAGAAAAGAAUGAAUGUAAUGCAACAAAAUGUCAUGGCAGAGGUCUGUGCAAUCAUAACCAGAAUUGCCAUUGUCUAUAUGGAUGGAAUCCUCCCUAUUGUAAUUUUAGAGGCUAUGGGGGAAGUAUUGACAGUGGACCUGCACCCAAAAAAAAAUUCAACAAACUCUUGAUUCUUUACAUUGGAAUAACUUCCAUUUUUCUUAUUCUUACAACUACAUUCUUGAUAUAUUUUGAAUCCUCAAUCAGGGCGAUGUUAUUUAGUAGAGUCCAACUAAGAGCAACUGAUUCAUCAAUGAAAAUAUAAACAAUGAGGACUUCACUGUAAUAAUUUAUUUUAAAAAUGUUGAUUUGAA
Molecule: messenger RNA, 2230 nt
Organism: Antechinus flavipes (yellow-footed antechinus)
Lineage: Eukaryota; Metazoa; Chordata; Mammalia; Dasyuromorphia; Dasyuridae
Product: disintegrin and metalloproteinase domain-containing protein 21-like
Exons: 1
Coding region: 1-2181 (726 amino acids)
Biological process (GO): male gonad development; proteolysis
Cellular component (GO): plasma membrane; sperm head plasma membrane; external side of plasma membrane
Molecular function (GO): metalloendopeptidase activity
Source: RefSeq, a predicted model, not a curated record